AUGAAUCAAGAGUUUAAUGAAAAAUCGGUUUAUAACGUAUUCAUUUAUCACAAAAUGAACAAUUAACUCAUAAUUAAUGAAAUAUACCAGAGAUUUAAUUACUUAAACAAAAGAGAUUUCCAAACCGAGUCAAUCAUCUUUUUGAAGAGUAAAUAAGAGUUAAAAACUAAAAUUAUUAUUCUUAAAGUAAAAAUGGUAAGGAUUGAUUGA
Molecule: messenger RNA, 210 nt
Organism: Paramecium pentaurelia
Lineage: Eukaryota; Ciliophora; Oligohymenophorea; Peniculida; Parameciidae
Source: the annotation of a GenBank genome assembly